CUACUCUAUUCUAUGAUCACUAUUGUAAUCUGUGGAGGAGAUAAUUUUGUUUUUGUUUAAAAUUUAAAUUGAGCGUAGCCUGCCCAUAUUCUAAUUUAUUGCGGAUUGCGCCUAUUUCUAAAAUAAAUAUUCAUAUUUCAUACAUACCUCUAAAUCACAUCUAAAGUUAUAAGUUUAUUAAAGUUGUAAUUGAUAAAAUUAUUAAACUGUAACAAUAACAUUGUAAUAAUUUUGGAAAAUGACUGAAAUUACUUUGCGAAUUGGUGAAGAAGUUUUUCAAAUAAAGAAAGAGCUUCUAUGUGAAUAUAGUGAUUAUUUUCGCGCUAUGUUCAGUGGGUAUUAUGUAGAGAGCGAUAAACAGGAAAUUAAUAUUGAUAUGCUAGAUCCAUAUGCAAUGAAAAUAAUACUUAAAUACAUGGAAAUGGGAAAUAUUCUUCUUUCUGAAUAUCCACUCACAAUUAUUGAUCAAAUAGCUGUCACAGCUGAUUUUCUACAGAUAAGAGAUCUUACCAAGCAGAUACAACAUGUCUUGGACAUUCAACUGAGUGAGUCGAACUGGUUGGAUACUAUGACAAUAGCUCAGAAAGCAUCAUACACAGAGUUAGAACAACUUUCUGCAGCGUACGGCCUAUAUAAUUUCAAUUCCAUGGAGACAAGAAGUAUUUCAACAAUCCACAUAUUGAUAUGGUACCUUUCCCAUCCAUAUUUAGAUUCUCAAGAUGAAUUGCAAAUUUUUAAAUUUGGCUUGCUUUGGCUUUAUAGGAAUCUUCAAGUAAAGGAUAAUGUGUUAUUAAUUCUUGCUUGUUUAGAUAUGAAAAGGGUUACAAAUAAAACUCUGUUGGACAUAAGAGAUUUUUCUAACAACUACAGUUGUGGCAGUUUAUUUUUAGAAAUUAUAAGCUGUCUCCUCAAUAUAACAAGUAAAGGACUUGACAUAUCAGAAUCAAGUCUGUGUGAGCAUAAAGAAGAAAUAUGUGAAAAGUUUACUGAAAGGGUUUGGUGUGAGGCAUUGAGUAUUGUCAAAGACAGUCGACCUCGCCUUUUGAAAUAUGUCCCUGUGGUGCCAACUCAAAAAAAUAUUUUGGAUGAAAAGAAUAUGUUGCACGUAUUGCAGAAUUUUGUGUGCACAUUAAAUGAAGAUAGACAAUUUGAAAAACUAUUGGAAGUGGCCGACAAGGAAUUCAUGGAUUGGAAAGUGGCUGCAUGGGGACCGACCAAACUGGUAGUACUUUGUGGUUUUAGGCUGAGGUUUGGUAGUGGGAUUGAGUUUAUGCAGGAUGUGAUGGUGUAUGACACUUUGAGAAAUCAAUUGGAGAAGAUUAGUGCACAGUUACCACAAAAAAGAUUUCCUGGUGUCACUAUCGUUGGAGAUCUACUGUAUAUUCUUGGAGGUCUGUGUGAAAAUGGGUUUAUAACAAAUACGACAAUUGUGUACAAUUUAAGAGAAAGAAAAUACAUAAGUAAAGCUAAGUUACCUGAAAUACACGAAUGUCCAGUGGUUUGCACUCAUCAUAAUAGGGUUUAUAUAGCAGGAGGCAGACACGUUUACUGUUAUAUUGCUGGUACUGAUGUCUGGAAGCCGAUUCUGGAUGUACACAACUAUAAUAAACUUGAAUUUAUGAAGUCUUAUAAUGGCUAUAUCUACUGUAUGGCAUACGGUGAUCAGACGUUGUACAGAUUUAAACCUGGUAUAGAAAAAGCGUUACAGUCUGUAACAUCAUUAACUAAUAUGUCGACUGCCAUAUGUGUUAUAAGCAAUAAUAGUCUAAUGGUGUUCACUAAAACAGACGAUGGCAAAUACACAGUAGAAGAGCACAACGAUAGGUUUCCUGAUGAACAGCUAAUAGUACAUCCAGUAGAAUUGAAAAACGAGAAAAUUUAUGAUCCAGCUGGUUCUUGUUCUUUGGUUAUGAGCUUGCCGCCGUUAUGUAAGGAACUUUCACAAUACCACAGACAUGCACUGUCCCGCGACUCGCUUGAUGUCGUCAGUCCACCUGGGUUCGACUCAGACUAAUUAGAUAAAGACCUGCCUCGCAAGACAUUGUUUUUCUGUCAAAGUAUAUGAUCAACGAUCUUAUGCGAUUAUAAACACUGUCUCUAUAGAAUCGAUCUUUCAUAGUUUACAAUCGUGUCCGUCGUUUAAAAACCUUCGUAAAAAUACCUUUUUGUGUACUUGAAUGGUGUAAAAAACGAACAAAAACUGCUAGUUUAGUAUAUGAUAUGUAUGAAAUCUAAGCUCGUUUUCCUUAGAAAAUGGCAGAAAAUUUUGUUCGUGAAUUUGGGUGCGAUACUAGUCCUUAUGUAUUUAGUCUGAGGGGUUCGACGAACACCGCGCUUUCCUGUGGAGGGACUAAUAAGCUAUAGAGACACAAUGAAUAAUGUUAACUAUUUUUAAAUGUUAGCCUUCUGUAUUCUCCGUUGAAAACAAAACAGAACAAUAUUUUCCCCGUUUUGAACACAUUUUUGAUCGGUGCUUUGCUCCUAUUGGUAGUUGAUUGAUAUUAUGUAGCUUUGUUGCCUUCCUCGAUAAAUAGGCUUAUCAACACAAAAAAAAACCAAUUUUAACCAUUAGUUCGUCAGUAGGUAAGGCAGACGUACGAAUUGCCUUUAACAGGUGAGCAAAUGUUGUGUGAUGACGUCACGUACACUAUCGCGACCGUUAGUGGGAGUCGAUAUUUAUGCGAACUUUGAAUGCAUUUAAAUUUAAUCAUAACUAUUUGGUAUUUCUAAAUAAAACAAAAACUAGUGUAUCUGUAUAUAUAACAGCUUUAAUGUAACGAAGUUUCAAAUGAUUUUGCGUACCUAGUAACAUUAUUCAUUGGACAUUUAUGUUAAGCCACUUUCUGUGAGUAUGUGAGCGUAAGAGCCUAAAUAAGUGCACUCAACGACACACAAGCGUACUUAUAAUGAUGCAAGCUGUGUAACUAGUGGUAGUUUUCAAUGUUUUCAUACUGUGACUAUCGCGUUAACGUAAACGCGAAUUUAUAUGGAAUUGAAACAGUUGUGCAGUAUUGCCACCAGAUGGCGCUGUGUUCAAUUCCUUAGAAAAUUUACGCGAUAGUCACAGUAUCAAACUGCCACUAGGCACACUGGAGGAAAUUUCCAUAAAUGUAUGGGAAAUUUUGACUUUUCACUUUACCUUAUAAAUAAAAUAAAUGUAAAUCUUUUUAUAAAAUAAAAUAUUGCUAGAAUAA
Messenger RNA from Bicyclus anynana (squinting bush brown), 3194 nucleotides. RefSeq names its product kelch-like protein 9. Bases 239 to 2014 code for a protein of 591 amino acids. The record is from RefSeq and is a predicted model, not a curated record. Gene Ontology annotation, molecular function: protein binding. The transcript is spliced from 4 exons. NCBI's taxonomy places the organism in Eukaryota, Metazoa, Arthropoda, Insecta, Lepidoptera, Nymphalidae.